GCUGGUUACAUGACAGGAAAUGCUGUGACGUGGGAAGGAAGGUUUCCGAGUGAAGGUUUGAAGGAGGACGUGCUCACUUUCCAAAGAAUGUCCAAGCAGUAUUAGCACUACUGAUAGCGCUGAAGCUAACAAGUGGAGCAGCAAAUGUUUGGGUGGCAUCCCACGAUGCACGGCUGCUGUGCAAACAGCUGCCCUGCGAUGACUCUGCACCCAUUCGGUUCUCGCACUCUCCGCACACGCCCAGUGGACACUUAGGGUUUUAAAGCUCCAUAGAGGACAGCUGGCCGGCUCACUUUCCUGCUGCUCCCCACACUUUCUCCCGGGAUCUUGCGGAAGACACGCAUUUUCAUCUUCAUCGCUGAGAUGGGCGCCUACAUUGCCAAGAUGCUGCUGCCCACCGUCAGCAGUGUGGUGUUCCUACCUGCCGCCAGCGUGGCCGCCAAGCGGGGCUUCCAUAUGGAGGCCAUGGUCUACUUCUUCACCAUGUUCUUCAGCGCGAUCUAUCAUGCCUGCGAUGGGCCAGGCCUUGCCAUCCUGUGCUUCAUGAAGUACGACAUCCUGGAAUACUUUAGCGUGUACGGCACGGCGCUGUCCAUGUGGGUCACACUCAUCGCUCUGGGCGACUUUGACGAGCCUCAGCGUUCCAGCAUGACCAUGUUUGGAGUUCUGAGCAUCGCAGUCCGGAUCUACCAGGACCGCUGGGGAUACGGGAUCUACUCGGGUCCCAUCGGAUCGGCCGUCUUCAUCAUCACCGUCAAAUGGCUUCAGAAGAUGAAGGAGCUGCGUGCCGUGUACCCUGACAAGCGCGUUUACACUCAGCAGGUCGGUCCUGGCUGCUGUUUCGGCGCCUUGGCACUCAUGCUGCGCUUCUACUUCGAGGAGUGGGACUACGCCUAUGUACACAGCUUCUACCACCUGUCGCUGUCUGUCUCCUUCGUCUUGCUGCUGCCCAAGAAGAACCGCUACGCUGGCUCAGGCCACAACGCCGCCAAGCUCAGCUGCUGGACGCUAUGCUGCUGCAGCAUGUCUCCGGGCUCCUACAAGGAGAAGAAAGAAACACCGGAGAAAAAAGAUAUGUCGGAGAAGCAAGACACAUCAGAGAAGAAAAACACACCAGAAAAGAAAGACAUGCUGAAGAAGGACAAGAAGAAGAAGAAGACAUCGGCAUGCCGCUCACUUUUGAACGCCCUCACUGCAACCGAGGAGACGCCCACAUUGCCCCUCUUCUCGCCCCCGCCCUCCACACCUGUAAAAGGCACCAGCAUCAGCAAGCUGAAGGAGAUGAACGGAUGGAAGUGAGGCAGGAACACUGUACAAGGAAGGGACGCUUGGUUAAGGCGGACAUUUUUUUUGUUCAGCUGUUGGAACAUUUAAGGUGCAGCAGGGAAAGGCAAGGGGCAGGACCACAAAAUAGUGACUAAGAACACACACACACAAACACGUGCGAACACAUAAACAAACACACAUGAAUCUACACAAACAAACAUGAAAAAGAACAGAGACAAACUCACAAAAACACACACACACACAUUCAAGUGCAGGCUCACUAUUUGGCAAGGUGAAGAUGAGGGCAAGAGGCCUUAGUAUCUGUUUCAUGGGCAGGUGACGUACGCACAGCAGCGGAGGCGGCAACGUCGCGGCCUUCUCAUUAGCGCUCCAAGGCGGUAAAAAUUCCAAAAGGUCCCUCAAGGUGCGUAAAACAGCAGAAAUUUGACAUUUAACAGAGUGAUAAAACAAAAACAUGCGCACACACGCCACUGCUGGGCCAGGCAGACAAGAUGGUCGGCGUCCAGAACUCAUCAAGAGUCUUGGCGCGCGCGUCGCAGACACCACCGCCCGCUUCCUUACUUCGAGAGGAAGUCCGCCCAUCAGACAGACAGACAGAUGAACGGGUGGGCUGACGUUUGGCCGUCCGUCCGUAUCUCGAGAGGAACAUUUCACUGCAGACAAUUUAUACAUUUUGGAUAUGUUUGUUCCCCUCGGUGCCUCGCCAGUCACUUUUACUGGAGUGUGUUUCUGUGUGUGCUCGUGUGUGUGUGUGUGUACUUGUACAGUAUGUAAGAUUUUUGUAUGGUUUUAUGUGUGUGUGUGUAUGUGUGUGUAUGUAGAUGUACAACGUGGUUGUUUGUGUUUGUGAUGUCUGUGUAUGCAAUUAUGUGUUUGGGUGUUUGUGAGUGUGUGUAUCUCUGUCUGAGAGAAUGUAAAUGUGUGUGUGUGUGUGUGUGUGUGGUCUCAAGUGUGUGCAAUCAAAGCGUGGCAUUACGUCAGCGCUGUCAAAAGAGUUCUGUGUGUCCCAUCCAGACAAAAAAAUUAAUUUAAUAUAAAUAUUUUUUUUCUGAGGAACCCAUCAUCUACUUUUCAAAAUUCUUGGUACGUUGGGCUCAGGCUGAAGUGGCAUACACUAGCAAACACACCUCAGUGGCCAUUCCAACCAGACUCAGCAUUUUGACAGACUGUCAUUUUUGGGAAAGCGUGUCAUGUCGCUACUUGUAAGUCAAGGCACCUUCCUGUAAAUGACGUUAACUUUGUGACCCCGUCCACUCCCCCACCCACCUUUCAUAUAUACAUUUACAUAACCUCUGCCCACACACGCACACACACACACACACACAUGCACACACAAAACGUAACUUCUUGUACAGAACUGAGUGUUAA
Messenger RNA from Phyllopteryx taeniolatus (common seadragon), 2655 nucleotides. RefSeq names its product myomaker, myoblast fusion factor (gene mymk). NCBI's taxonomy places the organism in Eukaryota, Metazoa, Chordata, Actinopteri, Syngnathiformes, Syngnathidae. The transcript has 7 exons. The record is from RefSeq and is a predicted model, not a curated record. Gene Ontology annotation, cellular component: plasma membrane. The coding region runs from base 364 to 1299 and encodes 311 amino acids.